AUGGGGGAGGGAGGAGAGAAAGAGGAUGGGGGAAGGGGAGAGAAAGAUGAUGGGGAGGGGGGAGAUAAAGAGGAUGGGGAGGGGAGGAGAGAAAGAGAAUGGGGAGGGGGACAGAAAGAGGAGGGGGAGGGGGGAGAGAAAGAGGACGGGAAGGGGGAGAGAAAGAGGAUGGGGAUUGGGGAGAGAAAGAGGAUGGGGAGGGGGAGAGGAAGAGGAUGGGGAGGGGGAGAGAAAGAGGAAGGGGAGGGGGAGAGAAAGAGGAAGGGGAGGGGGAGAGAAAGAGGAAGGGGAGGGGAGGAGAGAAAGAGAAUGGGGAGGGGGACAGAAAGAGGAGGGGGAGGGGGGAGAGAAAGAGGAUGGGGAGGGGGGAGAGAAAGAGGACGGGAAGGGGGAGAGAAAGAGGAUGGGGAUUGGGGAGAGAAAGAGGAUGGGGAGGGGGGGGGAGAGACAGAGGAUGGGGAGGGAGGAGAGACAGAUGAUGGGGAGGGGGGAGAGACAGAGAAUGGGGAGGGAGGAGAGACAGAGAAUGGGAGAGGGAGGCGAGAAAGAGGAUGGGGAGGGGGAGAGAAAGAGGAAGGGGAGGGGGAGAGAAAGAGGAAGGGGAGGGGGAGAGAAAGAGAAAGGGGAGGGGAGGAGAGAAAGAGAAUGGGGAGGGGGACAGAAAGAGGAUGGGGAUGGGGGAGAGCAAGAGGACGGGGAGGGGGAGAGAAAGAGAUGGGGAUUGGGGAGAGAAAGAGGAUGGGGAGGGGGAGAGGAAGAGGAUGGGGAGGGGGAGAGAAAGAGGAAGGGGAGGGGAGGAGAGAAAGAGAAUGGGGUGGGGGACAGAAAGAGGAUGGGGAUGGGGGAGAGAAAGAGGAUGGGGAUGGGGGAGAGAAAGAGGAUGGGGAGGGGGAGAGAAAGAUGAUGGGGAGGGGGGAGAGAAAGAGGAUGGGGGAGGGAGGAGAGAAAGAGGAUGGGGGAAGGGGAGAGAAAGAUGAUGGGGAGGGGGGAGAUAAAGAGGAUGGGGAGGGGAGGAGAGAAAGAGAAUGGGGAGGGGGACAGAAAGAGGAUGGGGAUGGGGGAGAGAAAGAGGACGGGAAGGGGGAGAGAAAGAGNGGGGAGAGAAAGAGAUGGGGAUUGGGGAGAGAAAGAGGAUGGGGAGGGGGAGAGAGACAGAGGAUGGGGAGGGAGGAGAGACAGAGAAUGGGAUGGGAGGAGCGACAGAGAAUGGGGGAGGGAAGAGAGACAGAGAAUUGGGAGGGAGGAGAGACAGAUGAUGGGGAGGGAGGAGAGGAAGAGAAUGGGGGAGGACGGAGAGACAGAGAAUGUGGGAGGGAGGAGAGAAAGAGGAUGGGGGCGGAAGAGGGAAAGAGGAUGGGGAGGGGGGAGAGACAGAGAAUGGGAGAGGGAGGAGAGAAAGAGGAUGGGGAGGGGGAGCGAGACAGAGGAUGGGGAGGGGGGAGAGACAGAGAAUGGGAUGGGAAGGAGCGACAGAGAAUGGGGGAGGGAAGAGAGACAGGGUAUUGGGGGGGGGGAGAGACAGAGGAGGGGGAGGGAGGAGAGACAGAGAAGGGGGGAGGGAGCAGAGACAGAGGAUUGGGGAAGGAGGAGAGACAGAGAAUGGGAGAGGGAGGAGAGAAAGAGGAUGGGGAGUGGGGGGAGAAAGGGGAUGGGGAGGGGGAGAGAAAGAGGACGGGAGGGGGGAGAGAAAGAGGAUGUGGACGGAAGAGAGAAAGAGGAUGGGGAGGGGGAGAGAAAGAGGACGGGGGAGGGAGGAGAGAAAGAGGUGCAAAUAGUUUUAAAGGAAAACUUGUUUGA
Mizuhopecten yessoensis (Yesso scallop) is the source of this 1797-nucleotide messenger RNA. Its product is annotated as S-antigen protein-like. The transcript has a single exon. Bases 1 to 1797 code for a protein of 598 amino acids. The record is from RefSeq and is a predicted model, not a curated record. Lineage: Eukaryota; Metazoa; Mollusca; Bivalvia; Pectinida; Pectinidae.